GGCAUCUCUCACUCUCACACGCAGAAGAAGAAGGAACCGGAAGCGGAAGUAAACACGCGCUUCUCCGGUUCCUUGUUGAUGAUUCCUAAAUAAGGAAGAUGGAACAUUUAAGGACAAUGGGCGCAUUUAAACUGAUUAUUGCUGCUUUAUUUUACAGCUAUGUAAGCAGCAGUUCAGUGGAAAGGAAGAUUUAUAUUGUACUGAAUGAUACGGUACCAUGUGUUCGACUGCUGAACGCCACACAUCAGAUCGGCUGUCAGUCAUCUAUAUCAGGAGACACAGGUGUUCUUCAUGUGCUGGAGACUGAAUCAGACCUGGACUGGAUUCUCAAUACAGGACCACAUCCUCCCUACAUGGUUGUCAUGGAGACGGCUUUCUUUAAUAGAUCCGUCAUGUUGAGAAUGAAGAACUCAUCCAGGGUGGCUGGUGUCGCUGUUAUUGUCUCAAAAACAGGCCCUGCUGAUGGAUUCUCCCCUCACACGACCUGUCCCAACCAGAAUACAGGUGUGUAUUCUGGAAGUUACGGGCCUCAGUAUACAGACUGUAACGUCACCGUGUGGAAUCCUCUGGGGAACGGACUGUCCUACGAAGAAUUCGGUUUUCCUGUGUUUGCUCUGAAAGACGAGAAUCAAACAGAGGUCAUUCGAAAGUGUUAUGAGGAUCAUAAUGCACGCAGCAAUGGAAGCGCCCCUCAGUACCCGCUGUGUGCCAUGCAGCUGUUUUCACACAUGCACGCUGCGACCGACACCGUCACGUGCAUGAGACGCACGGACCUCCAGACCAAAUUCAGCAUCAACCCAGAGGCUCUCUGUGAUCCUUUAAAUGAUUUUAACGUCUGGUUGUCCACAAAACCCCUCAACAACAGUGCCAAGGGUCACCUAGAAAACCAGAGUUUCGUCAUCGCCGCGGCCAGACUUGACGGAAGGUCGUUUUUCUGGGAUAAGGCUCCAGCAGCCGAAGGCACCGUGUCUGGUAUCGUCACCCUGCUGGCUGCGGUUCAAGCUCUCUAUCCUGUCACUCAAGAAGCCCCGCCUCCUCGAAAUAUUUUCUUCACUUUCUUCCAAGGGGAGGCCUUCGAUUACAUCGGCAGCUCCAAGAUGGUGUAUGACAUGCAACACAAUGAGUUUGUUAUGGACUUGAAGAACGUUGACUCUAUGCUGGAGAUCGGACAGGUGGGGUUAAGCAGUGGGCGGGACUUGUGGAUGCACUCUGACCCCGUAUCCCGCAAGAACAGCAGCACUGUAGAGGAACAGGUGUCGGCUCUCAUGAAAAACAUGACGGCUGUAGCUGCUAAUCUCAAUCUGAAUCUGGCUGAGCCAAAUGUUACUCAAGCUUUACCGCCUUCCUCAUUCCAGCGCUUCCUGCGAGCCAGACAGAUCCCAGGACUCGUCCUGACAGACCACCAAUCAGCUUUCACUAAUAGAUACUACGAGAGUUUGUACGACACCGCUGUCAAUCUGAACUUGACGUACCCUGACGGUCUGAGUCCAGAUGAGCAGAUGCGCUAUGAGACCGAUACAGCAAAGUCUCUCACUGAUGUGGCCACAUUGGUCGCUCGCACACUUUACCGACAGGCCGGAGGAGAAGAGAAAAUGUUGAACAAUAUCACUGCUGACCCAAAAACUGUUGCUCAGUUGCUGUAUGGUUUUCUGGUUCAGAAGAACAACAGUUGGUUCAGGUCUUUGCUGCAUCCAGACGUAACUAAGAAAGGCAGUUCAUUGUUAGCUUCUGGACCUCCUCAGUUCUACAUCGGUCUGGGUCCGAGGAGUCACGGGUCGGUUCACAGCGUGACGAAGUUCGUGCAGUAUAUUCUGGCUAACCUGACGGGAACCGUGACAAACCUGACGGAGACCCAAUGUCAGAACCCCAGCGAGGUCAGCACGGAAAAUAAAGAUUUGUAUUCGUAUUUGUGGGUCUCUGGUGCGUCCUCUGAUAACAGCAGCGCUGAACCGUUCUGCGUGCGGGCGUCCGUUCGUCUGUCUAAAGCCAUCUCGCCGGCCUUUGAACUGCUGGAGUACGGCUCUAGAGAUUAUUCCACGUGGACGGAGUCUCGCUGGAAGAGCAUCAAAGCUCGAGUUUUUCUCGUGGCCAGCCGACAGCUUGAGAUGUUAACGCUGGGUGUGGGCGUGGCUGUGUUGCUGUUGUCUCUGUUGGUGACGUACUUCAUCACCUCGAAGGCGGAGCUUUUGUUUAGUGCCACCCGUGAAGCGCCCGCAACGACCUACUGAACCCAAAGUCCAGAUUCUACAGUGAUACAUUCCCCUUUAACAGAGAAAGACUUCUGCACUGGAGUGACACACACACACACAAAUAAACACACACGCACAAACUAUUGAGUUCAACAAUAAUUUAUUCACUGCUCACAGAUCAAACUAAAAUAACACAACAUAAAGAUUU
This is a messenger RNA of Misgurnus anguillicaudatus (oriental weatherfish), 2397 nucleotides long. The record is from RefSeq and is a predicted model, not a curated record. Lineage: Eukaryota; Metazoa; Chordata; Actinopteri; Cypriniformes; Cobitidae.